AUGGCGACGAGCGCCGUCGCGCCGUCGAUCAUCGGUCGCCUUCGCGCACUCCCGUCGGCGAGUUCCUUCCAUCGCGCGGCGCCGCUCGCGCCGUCGUCGUCGUCGCUCGCGCGAUCGCAACAUCGUCGGCUCCGCGAAAAGCUUCCUCGCCGUCGUCGCCGCGAUGCCCGCCGCGCGGUGACGUCCGCGUCGUCGUCCGUCGCCGAGGUCGACGAGAACGCGGAGUUCAAAGACCUCAUGGAGCGCGCCGGGGUCAAGCACCGCGUCAGGCUCGCGUCCGGCUCCCGCGGCCGCGGCCUCUUCUCUACCGGCCCGGUGGGAUGGAAGCAGUCCGACGUCCUGCUCUCCGUCCCGCUCGACGUCUGCAUCGCGGCGCCGUUCGGGGACGCGGACGUCGUCAAGACGGAGUUCAGGUCCGGGCCGGGAUUCAAAGACACGCUCGUGAUCCUUCGCCGGGCGUGGGAGCGCAAGAACGCGUGCAAGAUCCCGAAGGCGAUCACGAACCUCCUCGACUCGGGCAUCGGCGACGACCGCGAGCUCGCCGUGGUGCUGUGGCUCCUGUGGGCGACGAAACACGGCGGCGAGGUGUGGAAAGCCUACGCGGAGUGGCUGCCGCAGAUUAGCGAGAUGCCGAACCUGAUGCUCGCGUCCGAGAGAGAGCUCUCGCAGCUGCAGGACGACGCGCUCGCGGACGAGGCGAGGAACUUGCAGCGCCUCAUCGCCGCGGCGCACGAGCGUCUCCCGGAGAUUAACAAAGCCGCGACGGACAUGAAGGGCGCGCCGAUGACAGACGUGUCGCUCGCGGAGCUGCGAUGGGGGUACGCGCUCGUCGCGUCGCGCGCGGUCGCGUCCGAGGUUGGGGACUCGGGCGAGUACGCCGCGAUCUUGGUUCCGUUCUUCGACAUGGCGAAUCACGACGACGUUCGCGACGUCACCGCGGUGAAGUCCAUCCGCGGGACGGAGGACGGCGACGUCGAGGGCGGGUUACGCGUGAUGGCGGAACGGGCGCUGAACCAGGGCGUCGGCGGGCCGCGGAUGGUCUUAGAGACGACGAGGGCGAUGAAGAGCGACCAAGACGAGGUCGUGAUCUCGUACGACCCAACGGGGUCGAACCGAGAGCUCAUGCUCAGGUACGGGUUCUCGCUGAGGUGUAACCGGAACGAUAAGAUCGAGCGACCGGCGGCGCCGGACCGCGCGUCCAGCGCGCUCGUCGCGCCCGAACCGUUCCGCGCGGCGCUGGAGGCGAAAGAUGUGAUGAAGGAAGGCAUGAGCGACGAAGACAGGGCGCGGCUGAUUUGCGUCUUUAACAACGUCACGGGGACGUCCGCGGCGGUCGCGGAGGACGACGACGGCGCGUGGGAGCUGGACGAGGACGACGUGAAAACCGAAACGGCCGCGGCGAAGACGUUAAUACGUGCAUGGAGCGACGCGCUCAACCAGUUCGAGACGAGCAUCGGGCAAGACGACGCGUUUCUGAACGCCGCGCGCGCGGGAAGUCUCCCCGGGGUGACGUCGAUCAUAGCCGCGGCGAUCGAAUACCGGCUCGAGCGGAAGAAGACGCUGCGCGCCGCGGUCGGCGCGCUCGAGGCGUACGUGGAGUGGUUAGCGGAGGAGGACGAGGAGGAGGAGGAGGAGGAGGAGGACGCGGGGGGGUUUCAGGACGUCGAGAGCGAGUUCCCCGUCGCUCCGUGA
Messenger RNA from Micromonas pusilla CCMP1545, 1692 nucleotides. RefSeq lists its product as uncharacterized. Gene Ontology annotation, biological process: peptidyl-lysine monomethylation. The transcript has a single exon. The record is from RefSeq and is a predicted model, not a curated record. Gene Ontology annotation, molecular function: protein-lysine N-methyltransferase activity. NCBI's taxonomy places the organism in Eukaryota, Viridiplantae, Chlorophyta, Mamiellophyceae, Mamiellales, Mamiellaceae. The coding region runs from base 1 to 1692 and encodes 563 amino acids.